AUGGUUUUCAAGAGGUACGUUGAGAUCGGGAGAGUAGCACUUAUCAACUUCGGGAAAGAUAAUGGAAAGCUCGUCGUCAUCGUCGACGUUGUUGACCAGAACAGAGCUUUGGUGGACGCACCUGGCAUGGAGAGGAUCCAGAUGAACUUCAAGAGGUUGUCUCUUACCGAUAUCGUGAUCGAAAUCAACCGAGUUCCCAAGAAGAAGGCUUUGAUCGAGGCAAUGGAGAAGGCUGAUGUGAAGAACAGGUGGGAGAAGAGCUCAUGGGGUAGGAAGUUCAUCGUGCAGAAAACUAGAGCUGGCCUCAAUGAUUUCGAUAGGUUCAAGGUCAUGUUGGCCAAGAUCAAGAAAGCUGGUGUUGUUAGGCAGGAGCUUGCAAAACUCAAGAAGGAGAUCACUGCUUGA
Molecule: messenger RNA, 405 nt
Organism: Microthlaspi erraticum
Lineage: Eukaryota; Viridiplantae; Streptophyta; Magnoliopsida; Brassicales; Brassicaceae
Source: the annotation of a GenBank genome assembly